Lachancea sp. 'fantastica' is the source of this 1362-nucleotide messenger RNA. NCBI's taxonomy places the organism in Eukaryota, Fungi, Ascomycota, Saccharomycetes, Saccharomycetales, Saccharomycetaceae. The record is from the annotation of a GenBank genome assembly.
AUGCGCUCUUCUGCGGGACGACAGCUGCUCGAUGACUUCAGUCCCGUCUGGUUUGUCACAGUGAUGGGCACUGGAAUUUCAUCCAACAUUCUCCACUCGUUCCCUUACAGUGCAAGAUGGCUACGGAUUUGCUCUUAUAUCAUGUUUUGCGUGGCCAGCCUCUUAUUUCUAUCGCUUCUGGCCAUACUUGCAAGCGUGAUCGUUGUGCGUACGCGAAAAGGCAGUCUGCGGAGCCUUGCAAAACUAUAUUUCUUUGACGAGGCUACAAGUGUAACAUGGGGUACCUUGGUGAUGGGAUACAUCACCCUCAACAACUAUAUUUUCCUUUUGGUAGAAAACGAACUGAAGAACAGAAAAUCAGUGGCCAAUGGACUUGUUAUCUUCGUCUACGUGCACUGGUGGAUAACUGCGAUACUAUCCGUGGGAUGUGCCUGGGGUAUCUCCUUUUGCAUUUGGCGCAAAAAUAGUCGGUAUUGGGAUGAUCCGGAUCCCAUGCCCCACUACAAAAAUAUGCAACGUCGGCUACAAAGCACUCUGCUGCUACCCAUCGUAACUUUGGUCGUUGUUGCUUCCAGCAGCGGCAUAUUUACAAUGUCGCAUCAGUUUGUGGAAAGCACCAGCCGGAAUGUACAAUUACUCACACUUGGCGUUACUGCAUUAAUUUGGUUCAACGCUUUGCUGCUAGUUGUCUUGGUUUUGAGCACGUAUAUCUGGAGCCUGUAUGUUAACAAAAUUCCGGCAAUGGAGAUCAUUUUUUCCAUGUUCUUGGUCGUGGGACCCAUGGGACAGGGCGCAUAUGGAAUUUUACUGUUCACCGAUAACAUUAAACGCUAUAUUGAGCUCUACUAUCCGUUCUCGGUUGCAGACGGUGAAGCUUAUUUCGCGAGUAUGGCUGUUAAGUGGGCAUUUAAGGUUUGCGGUAUUGUGCUUGCGCUAUUACUAGUUGCAAACGGGAUUUUUUUCACGUUUGUAGCAUUUGCUGGGAUCGCUUCUUACUCUUACACACUACGAGCUUCGCAUACGGGGCCAAGAAUUACCACCUUCCACAAGGGAUGGUGGGCUAUGACCUUUCCUAUGGGAACAAUGGCUUUAGGAACAAAAGAGCUCUACGUACAGUACGCUCCUUAUGUGCCUAUUUCUGCAUUCCGCGUGUUGAGCGCGAUUUUUUCUGUGCUAUGUGUUGGAUCCACUUUGGGCUGUCUUAUAGGCUCCGUUUCGUGCUAUGCUAGAGCACGUUUUGAGCCCAAUGUACUGCCAAACAGAGGCUUGCAACCCUUUCCUUCGACCCGCACCUCUGAGCUCAACCUGAAAUCAUCGCAAGACGCAGAUAUGCGUGGUGGUGUGUCACCAAACGCAGCAUAG